AUGAAGUUCUCUACUGUUGCUGUUACUGCUCUUGGAGCUGCUACUGUUGUUUCUGCUAAGGAAAAACAUGCACCAACAACCGUAACUGAAACUUUCUAUGGUAGUACCAACACCCAUAGAUGGGGUAGAUUCAACAAUACUCCUCGUUCCAAGGAACCUACUCCAACUGGUACUCACACCUGGGGUAGAUUUAACAACACCCCUCGUUCAAAGGAAGAAAAGCCCACUGGUACUCACACUUGGGGUAGAUUCAACAAUACUCCUCGUUCCAAGGAACCUACUCCAACUGGUACUCACACCUGGGGUAGAUUUAACAACACCCCUCGUUCAAAGGAAGAAAAGCCCACUGGUACUCACACUUGGGGUAGAUUCAACAAUACUCCUCGUUCCAAGGAACCUACUCCAACUGGUACUCAUAAAUGGGGUAAAUUCGAUAGAACCAAGAACCCAACCACUACUACGGUUUAUGUUGCUGAAACUGAAGCUGCUGAAAAGAGUAAGGUCGAUGCAAGGGACACUAAAAAUGGUUCUAACUCCACUACCACCUCUGCAACUGGUGGUGCUGGUUCCUUCACUCCUUAUGGACUUGGUGCUGCCGGUAUUGCUGCUGCUGGUAUUGCUUUAAUUCUUUGA
This is a messenger RNA of Lizanozyma spartinae, 633 nucleotides long. It is a transcript of the gene PGA14, whose product is annotated as Pga14p. The record is from RefSeq and is a predicted model, not a curated record. The transcript has a single exon. Bases 1 to 633 code for a protein of 210 amino acids. NCBI's taxonomy places the organism in Eukaryota, Fungi, Ascomycota, Pichiomycetes, Serinales, Debaryomycetaceae.